Molecule: messenger RNA, 468 nt
Organism: Scheffersomyces stipitis CBS 6054
Lineage: Eukaryota; Fungi; Ascomycota; Pichiomycetes; Serinales; Debaryomycetaceae
Gene: ISA2
Product: Isa2p
Exons: 1
Biological process (GO): iron-sulfur cluster assembly
Cellular component (GO): mitochondrion
Molecular function (GO): iron ion binding; 4 iron, 4 sulfur cluster binding; 2 iron, 2 sulfur cluster binding
Source: RefSeq, a predicted model, not a curated record
CAAGAAGAUAUCGACGACUUCAAUGCAACUAAGCUUGUCCAUGGAAAGACGGAUAUGCAGAUUGCCAUAACAAAAAAAGCCAGUGAGAAGCUCAACAAAAUAGCAGUGGAUGAUAACAAUAUUAACACAGCAUUGAAAAUAGGUGUAGAAAGUGGAGGAUGUCACGGAUUCCAGUAUAACUUAGAUCUCACCGACUUGGAAAAGGAACUUGCCCAAGAUGAAGAUGACGAAUUACUUGUAUUCAAGAGAAUAGACGAAUCCGGAAACAUUGCCCAGAUAAUCUUGGAUGAGUCGUCGUUGGAAAUCUUGCAAGAUUCUAAGCUAGACUAUACUAAAGAAUUGAUAGGAAGCUCGUUCAAAAUCGUUGAUUCCCCAUACACUUCUACUUCGUGUGGAUGUGGAGCUUCGUUUGAUUUUGAUUUCGAAAAGUUACAAAAGACCAAGAGAGAACGAGCAGCUUCCAAAUAA